UAAAAAAAUACAUAUUUCUCCGUUACACUCUUCAACAAUCAAGAAUCAAGAAUCAAGAACAAGAACAAAUAUUUUCCCCAAAUUUUUACAUACCCAGAUUAACCCAUUGCUUCUUGAGGUGGAACUCAUUGGUAGAAAUGUGUGGCGGUGCGAUCAUCUCCGAUUUCAUAGCACCUACGGCGAACCGGUCUCGCCGGCUGACCACCGACCUUUUGCGGAAGACUGAGUUUGUAAAGAACCCUAGCAAAUGCUACUCGAAGCCCAUACGAUCUGAGAUCUUUGAUGUUGAAGAUGAGUUUGAGGCUGCUUUUCAAGGAUUUAAGGACGAAAUCGAAGCCGAAGUUGUGGAGCAUUUUGUUAGCCCUUCAAAUUUGUCUGUCUCCAAAGGCUCUGGCUCAAAACCUGUGAAGUCCGAUAAUGAACCUGAGAAAUCAAGUUCAAGGAAAAGGAAAAACCAGUACAGAGGGAUCCGUCAACGCCCAUGGGGCAAAUGGGCCGCAGAGAUCCGUGACCCGAGGAAAGGCGUUCGUGUGUGGCUUGGAACUUUUAAUACUGCUGAAGAAGCCGCUAGGGCUUAUGAUGAAGAGGCAAGAAGGAUCCGAGGGAAGAAGGCAAAGGUUAACUUCCCAUUAGAAGAGAAACCAGAAGUUAACCCUAUUGCUGCUGCUACUACUAUGGGGAUUAAACCCAAACCAUUUACUCCAUCUGAGAGUGCAGCUGCUGUCUUUCACUUCAAUUCUGAUCAGGGGAGCAACUCUUUUGGUUGUUCUGACUUUGGUUGGGGGGAGCAUUGUGUAAUGACUCCUGAUAUUACAUCUGUUUUCUCAGAGGUUGAUGAUGUGAAUCCUGCUAAAAAACCUGAAAAGCUCAAGAUGGUGGAAAUGCAGUUGAUCUUUGGAGCUUUAAUGAUCUUCCUGUCAUUAUGGAUGGAUCUUUCUAAUCAACUAUGUAUUUGUUGGCGAAUGGAUAAAGCAUGCUUAAGCCUUUGAAUGGUGUAUCAGUUUGCUUCGGUUCUAUGCAGAGUAUAUAGCGUAACAGUGAGGUUUAUUGAGAUUGUAAGACCUUAAUCCAAUAUUUCUAUUGCUUAUAUCUGUAUGGAUGUCAUCUUUUAAACACCGAUGCUUGUUUUGCUUCAAAAUGGUGUGGAUUUUCUUGGGGUUAUGAGC
Molecule: messenger RNA, 1166 nt
Organism: Lactuca virosa
Lineage: Eukaryota; Viridiplantae; Streptophyta; Magnoliopsida; Asterales; Asteraceae
Source: the annotation of a GenBank genome assembly